Molecule: messenger RNA, 4233 nt
Organism: Dermacentor albipictus
Lineage: Eukaryota; Metazoa; Arthropoda; Arachnida; Ixodida; Ixodidae
Source: RefSeq, a predicted model, not a curated record
CAAUCUCCGAGGUGGCGUGGCCAUCCAGAGCAUCGACGUUUUCUCUGCGCUAUUCGAGGUACACGCUAAGCACGGUGAGCACGUGACCAACGACAUCGUCGGAGGCUUCUGCGUGCAGGCACUCGUCAACUACACGAGCGCCGACCUUCUGGCAAGCCUGCUCGGAGGAAGUCGAGAACUCGCCACCCAGUCCCUCUACGACAGGUGCUUCUCGGACGCCUACAGAUUCUACGGCACCGCCAUAGACGCCUAUUCCACCAGCCGCUGAGCCGCGAAGUUGCGGACAUCCAGCAAGUGGCCACGCUUAUCCACGACGCCUUCUCCGGGACGCUUUUGCGCGGCGACGUGACACUCGGGGCCAUCCCUCCAGAUGCAGCCACCAACGACUCCUCGGCACCAUCUGGCAGGCACAAGAACUUUGAAUUGGCCCUGUCUAGCUUGAACGGCCUGAAAACGAGCACGUCCGCCGGUUCCUAUGACCGUUAUUCACGCGAGACGGACAGCGCUCUACACAACUGGAUGAAGCACGCUGCCUUUGCCUCUGCUGGCGGCAAGUCGCCAACGGGAGCGUCACUCUGGGAGUCCUUGAACGAAGACAUCAGACGCGCCACUGGCAGGUUUCGCCACUUCCGCCUGGGUCUGACGCAUAUGGAGGAACCCUUCUACGCAGCCAUCGUCAGUGCAGCGGUGCUCAUGGCAGGAGUCGGAGCGCGCUUGGCGGUGGCACUUUUUUUACGAUCACGUCGGGACGAUCAGCCCAGGUGACCCCGCGAAUGUCUACGCUGAGAACCAGGAGUGCCUCUUUCCCGGCACUGGUAGGGGAUCGUCGGACCUGGAAAUUCAUGGUGCCGUCGCCUCCGUCGACGUGGCAUGGUCUGCUUUGAAAACUGGCGGUGCAUUCUGAUCAGCAUCCGGUAUGAGCAAGGCCGCGACGACAGUCGGGCACGUUCACAGCUGGUGCAGCCGUGCGUCGUGAUCCACCAGCAACCGGCCCGGGUUCCCACCUCGACAGUCGAGUCCCAGGACGCACGCGGUGCCACGUUUGCUACCCAACGAGCUGCCAGCGUCGGGCUUCCUUCGUCGAGUCGCGCAUCGCAUAUCGCUUAGAUCACCAAGAUGAAAGUGGAGGCAGCUAGCACGCGCCGACACCUCCUGGGCGAAGGGCCGCACUGGGACGAGCGCAGCUCGACGCUGCUCUUCGUCGACUGUCUCGGCCGGGAAGUGUCGCGCUACGAUCCCGCCUGCGGCACGGAGACUCGGGUCAUCCGCACGGAAGGUGACCUGGGCAACGUCAUCCCUUUCGCGGAAGACAACCGCCAGCUGGCGCUCUGCAUGGAGCACGGCCUGUACCGGCUCGACCUGGACACGCACCAGAGGGAGCUUCUGGUCGAGAUGCUAGACCCAAAAUCGACGGUGAAGUCCCGGCUCAAUGACGGCAAGUGUGACACCCUGGGACGCCUCUGGACUGGGUCGAUGCCCUCCACAGGAGUGCAGAACCUGAUACCAAAGAAGAACAACUUCUGGUGUUACUCGAAGGGAACGCUGAAGCACAAGUUGAACGGGGUGACCUUAUCCAACGGUGUCACGUGGACGACGGACAGCAGCGUCAUGUUCUACGGCGACUCGGUGCCCGGAUUGAUCUACGCCUUCGAUUUCGACAUUGCCGCGGGCGAGAUCAGCAACCGGCGAGUGCUGGUUGAUUUCCGCACGACGCCUGGCUACGAGGACCUCGGCCUUCCGGACGGCAUGACCAUCGACGUCAACGACAAGAUCUGGAUGGCGUGCUUCGAAGGCAGCGCGGUGGUGCAGAUUGACCCAGAGACCGCCAAGAUCCUGACCAAGAUAAGCUUUCCAGCCAAGUACACCACGUCGUGCUGCUUUGGAGGCGAGAACUACGACGUGCUCUACGUCACGACAGCCAGUUUUCGCCCGGACGCCACUAGGGCCGAGGACGGCCUCCUCUUCAGAGUUACCGAGCUGGGAGCAAAGGGCAAGGCAGCCUACGAGUUUGGCGAGCCGGAUGGUGAACGCCUGUGCAAUGCACCGUUUCGUCACAGCAGUGGCUUUUCGCUCCUGUUCGGCCCUGUGCCAAACUGUGUUGGGCGAUGCACUGCGAUCAGUAUCUGGUCUGAGCAGGGCAGCGACGAGAGUCGGGCGCGUACACAGCUGCUGCAGCCAUGCGUCGUGAUCCACCAGCAACCAACUCGGGGUUCCCACCUCAACAGUCGAGUCCCAGGACGCACGCGGUGCCACAUCGCCAAGAUGAAAGUGGAGGCAGCUAGCACGCACCGACACCUUCUGGGCGAAAGGCCGCGCACUGGGACGAGCGCAGCUCGACGCAGCUCUUCGUCGGCUGUCUUGGUCGCGAGGUGUCGCGCUACGAUCCCGCCUGCGGCACGGAGACUCGGGUCAUCCGCACGGAUCACCAAGAUGAAAGUGGAGGCAGCUAGCACGCGCCGACACCUCCUGGGCGAAGGGCCGCACUGGGACGAGCGAAGCUCGACGCUGCUCUUCGUCGACUGUCUCGGCCGGGAGGUGUCGCGCUACGAUCCCACCUGCGGCACGGAGACUCAGGUCAUCCGCACGGAAGGUGACCUGGGCAACGUCAUCCCUUUCGCGCAAGACAACCGCCAGUUGGCGCUCUGCAUGGAGCAUGGCCUGUACCGGCUCGACCUGGACACGCACCAGAAGGAGCUACUGGUCGAGAUGCUCGACCCCCAAUCGACGGUGAAGUCCCGGCUCAAUGACGGCAAGUGUGACGCCCUGGGACGCCUCUGGACUGGGUCGAUGCCCUCCACAGGGUUGCUGAACCUGAUACCAGAGAAGAACAACUUCUGGUGUUACUCGAAGGGAACGCUGAAGCACAAGUUGAGCGGGGUGACCUUAUCCAACGGCAUCACGUGGACAAAGGACAACAAGGUCAUGUUCUACAACGACUCGGUGCCCGGACUGAUCUACGCCUUCGAUUUCGACAUUGCCGCGGGCGACAUCAGCAACCGGCGAGUGCUGGCCGACUUCCGCACGACGCCUGGCUACGAGGACCUGGGCCUUCCGGACGGCAUGACCAUCGACGUCAACGACAAGAUCUGGGUGGCGUGCUUCGAAGGCAGCGCGGUGGUGCAGAUUGACCCAGAGACCGCUAAGAUCCUGACCAAGAUAAGCUUUCCAGCCAAGUGCACCACGUCGUGCUGCUUCGGAGGCGAGAACUACGACGUGCUCUACGUUACGACAGCCAGUUUUCUCCCGGACACCACUAGGGCCGAGGAUGGCCUACUCUUCAAAGUUACCGAGCUGGGAGCAAAGGGCAAGGCAGCGUACGAGUUUGGCGGUUAGACCCUAGCCGUGCCAAUGCCUCCUUUACUAGAUGCCAGCCGCGUUGUCCGUAAACUCGGUUCCUGGCCCUCUCCCUUUACUCUCCUCCGCGAAAAGGCAACGAGCGCCGCUUGUGGCGGACGUCUGCGUCACGUGCUGCGGCCUCGGAGAUUACCAUGGCGUCUGUUGCCAUCUCGGAGGUCUGCAUCCGCCGGAAGUUGAAAAGGCAACGAGCGCCGCCUCACAAAAUUUAUGCUGAACUAACUUCAACUAAGCGUGGCCUUCGCGAUCGGCUCCGGCGGCGCGCCGUUGCUGCGAAUCGCGGAGGCCACGAACUAAGGGAACCGCCGCCGCAAUGGGAAAGCGAGCAACGCGGCUGGCAUCUAGUAAAGGAGGCAUUGGCCGUGCUAGGCGUGCCGAUAGACGCCGCUGCGGCGUCGAAGCGACGGGUAGGCGCUGUACUGGUUAGACGCCUGAACAACGCGCAGCAUGUUUCUUCUUUUAACGCGACAGCGUUAAGGAGCUCAUGUCGCAAAAAAGCCGGUGUCGUCGGCGUCGGUGUCGGCGGUGUUGGCCGUGAGUGAUAAAUCCCAGCAGGCACUUCAUGAAUAAAAAUGGCUUUUUUUGUGUGGAUUUCAAUUAUAGAAUUCAUUUAUGUUUACCGUUUUACUUGUUUCCCAGGCUCGGGAAGUUGUAUCUACAGAUUCAUAGUCAAUCUGUAUUACUUUUGUAUAAUGUAUGUAUUUCUUAUGUAUUUCUUUUGUAUUUCGCACUACUAAUCCGCUAUUUUAUUUGGAUGAUAUGUUUACCUCCGUACAGCAAAAGUAAGAUUGAUUUGUUAUAAUGUCACCAAUGUAUUUCAUAUUAUGUACCACUGUGCCGAAUGUCAAUAUGAGUGGGAAUAAACGAGAAGAAAGGGGA